GACAUUUUCAGUUAGUUCGUCUGGCCACUGUGGGUUACUAAUGGUGGCGAAAACAGUGAAAAACAAUGACUGAUGCCGGGUUUUUUCGCGGCACAAGUGCCGAGCAGGAUAACCGUUUUACAGACAAGCAGAAAAAGCUGUUGAAACAGCUCAAGUUCCACGAUGUACUUAAUAAAAAGGUUGACAUGAACAAGGUGAACUUGGACACAAUAAAACCAUGGAUUACCAAAAAGAUAACAGAACUACUUGGUAUGGAAGAUGAAGUAGUUGUGGAGUUUGUGUUUAAUCAGUUGGAUGCCGUGAAGCACCCAGACGGGCGGAUGAUGCAGAUCAACCUGACUGGUUUCUUGAACGGGAAGAAUGCACGUGAUUUCAUGGGCGAUCUCUGGACUCUCCUGCUCAGCGCUCAGGACAGCGUGGGAGGCAUUCCCGCCGCCUUUCUCGAGCAGAAGAAAGAAGAGAUUAAAAAACGUCAGGAGGAACAGGAACGCAUUCAAGAGAACCUCAAACGCAUUGAGGAGAAGGGCCCGUACGAACGGCUCAAGGAAGCUGCCAGGGAGAGGGCGAUCCAGCAGGAGAAGGCAAACAAAGAGAGGUCGUCGAGGGACAGAUCGAGGGAGCGGACCAAGCAGCCAAAGGAUCAGAAUCAUAGCGAAAAGCCCAAGGCUGUCGCAGAAAGGUCCUCCGCGAAGGAGAAGCUGUCCGAGUCCGGUCCGUCAGAUAAGAAGGACGCAUCAGACAAGGCGAAGGAGAGGGUUCAUUCAGAGUCUCCCCCGGACAACCGCAACAAGUCUGACAAGCGUCGUUCCGAAAGUCCUCGCAGGCGAUCGCCUCCGCGGAAAGAACGGCGCCACGGGAGAUCGCGCUCCCCAAGGAGGUCCCGUAGCCCAAGGCGAUCGCGCAGCCCGAGAAGAUCUCGCAGCCCUCCUCCCCGAAGGCGGUCUCGGAGUCCACCGCCGCGCAGGAGAAGCCCACCGCCCUGGAGACCAUCACCUCAUCGCAGGAGUCCACCACCAAGGAGGAUGAGCCCUCCACCACAACGCAGACGACGCUCGGCAUCUCCUCCCACGGGAUCUCGCUCCAGCUCCUCCUCAUCCGUCUCCUCCAGUGGGAGCAGCGACUCUGGCCCCGUCAAAGGAAAGCCCGACAGGAGGCAAGCGACACCACCCUUAAAAGAGAAGCUUACCCAGAAGAGAGACUCUGUGCAGCAGAAGCGUCACUAUAGGUCUCACGGGCACGGCGACUCUGGGAGCAGUUCGGACGGCGAAGGACCUUCGAGGAGGGGAUCCGGCGACGGGCCCAGGAAACGGGACGGUGCUCGUAGGAGAAGUGCCUCGGAAUCAUCUUCAGGGUCGGCAUCGUCGAGGUCUCCUCUGCGUCGCAGACCGCGGCCGCCGCCUCCAGACAGGCCUCCUCGCAGAAGCCCAUCUCCGAGGUACCGCGGCAGGUCUCCUCCCCCUAGGUACCCCCGUAGGAAUAGCCCAUCUCCGCAGGAACGGAGGAGGCGAUCUCCCAUGAGGGACGAGAGGGAACGGCGCAGAAUGUCUCCGCCCCAGCGGCCUCCUGACAGGAGGGGCCGCAUCAACGAAAGCCCAUAUGGUCGUGGUGCUAGUCCCGAGAGAAGGCCUCACCGUUCACCACCCCGGGAUGAUUAUCGUCAGCGUCCAGUCCCACCUCCGUCAAGCUCACAUAGGGAACGUCCUGUCUCACCAAGGCCACAUCAAAACAGCCGCAACGAACGGUACGGCCCAAUGCCAUCAACCGAACCCAUUCGCGAAAGGAGGCGCCCUCCAAAACCCCCAGCACGUUCACCACCAUCAUCAUCUUCAUCUUCAGAAUCUGCCUCCCCCCCUCCUCGUGAGCCGAGCAAGCGGAGGCCAUCAUCCUCUUCGUCGUCAUCUGCAUCUUCUCCAGAACAGGCAAACACUGGCAAGCGUGCUCCACCUCGUGAACAGAGGAGGAGAGGCUCAUCAGCAGAGGGAUCUCCACCUCCCAAGAAAUCCAAGAAUGAUGAAAAGGCACCUAGACAUUCUGAUCAUCAUAGUCAUGAAAGGGAAGUUCCUGAGACUCGCCCGCUGAAACCAGAGUCGCAGGAGGACCACCAAGAAGACUCGGAGUCUGAGUACGAGGAAGUUGAGGUGACCGCCAAGACACUUUCCGAGAAGGCAUCGCGGAAGAUGAAGAAGAAGAAGAGGAAGAAGGAAGACUCUGAAAGCAGUGAGACUGAUGAGGAUGACUCGAAGAAGAAGAGGAAGAAGCACAAGAAACAUAGGAAGCAUAAAAAGCACAAGAAGAACAAGAAGGCAAAGAGAAGUGAAGACGAAGAUGGAGAGGAAGUUGAAGAGGAGGCAGAAGAGGGCUCUGAGAUUGCCGAGGACCCCUCGGAGGAGCUAGAGCGAAAGCUGCGCGAAAAAGCGCUCCAGUCACUGAAUAAGGCGCAGUUGGGUCGUGGCGACACGCCGAGGGCUUCACCUUGACUUGCUUUGUUCACGUGUUGUUGUUGUUGUUGGUGGCUUUUGCAGUCCCAUCGUGUAAAAAAAAAACGAGUCACUCGAAAGAAGGUUUGAGGGCAACUUCGUUCGCAUGUAGGCACACCCCAUUUUAUAAUUGAACAAAGCAUUAAAGGAUUCCAUGUUCUUUCUCA
Ornithodoros turicata is the source of this 2644-nucleotide messenger RNA. It is a transcript of the gene Srrm1, whose product is annotated as serine/arginine repetitive matrix protein 1-like. NCBI's taxonomy places the organism in Eukaryota, Metazoa, Arthropoda, Arachnida, Ixodida, Argasidae. The transcript is spliced from 17 exons. Gene Ontology annotation, cellular component: spliceosomal complex. The coding region runs from base 66 to 2477 and encodes 803 amino acids. Gene Ontology annotation, molecular function: RNA binding. Gene Ontology annotation, biological process: mRNA processing; regulation of mRNA splicing, via spliceosome. The record is from RefSeq and is a predicted model, not a curated record.